This is a messenger RNA of Purpureocillium lilacinum, 411 nucleotides long. The record is from RefSeq and is a predicted model, not a curated record. NCBI's taxonomy places the organism in Eukaryota, Fungi, Ascomycota, Sordariomycetes, Hypocreales, Ophiocordycipitaceae.
AUGCCGAAGGAUUCGCGCGCCAGCGGCGACGGGCAGGCAGCCACCAAAAAAUAUCGUGAGAGGGGGGCUCCGACGGCCGCUCCUCCGGAUAACUGCCGUCGUCCCGUCGGCCGCAACAAAGAAUACGGCUGCCUGGGCGCCGCCGCCGCAGAAGUCCCGCCGUGGAUCCCCGUGCUGGGCCCCGAGGGGGGUCCAUGCUCCGGAGAGGGGGGAGCACGGAGCUGGUCCAAAACGCGCGCACGACCACGACUGCGACGACGGACGACAGGCAGUGGACAACCAAAUGCGACGACGAGAGGGCGUCGUUUGUCCGGCAUGCUGCUGUGCUCUCAGCGUAGGUGGCAUUCAGCCAAGGACAGUCCGUUACACGAGGGGCCAAUAGCGGUGGUGGCCGGGGUGCCCGAUGGUUGA